Molecule: messenger RNA, 1245 nt
Organism: Priapulus caudatus
Lineage: Eukaryota; Metazoa; Priapulida; Priapulimorpha; Priapulimorphida; Priapulidae
Exons: 1
Coding region: 582-1079 (165 amino acids)
Source: RefSeq, a predicted model, not a curated record
UAAUUACUGCAAUUAGCGGUGUCCACAGAUGAUUGCUUAAUUAAUGACAUCUAUAUCAUCUUCCCGGAACACAGGAAAUGCGCGUGCACACGUAUGUCCUCAAUAUGUGUGAAUGGCAUACUGGUUACAACUUACACGUGGACACAAGCCAAGGUGCCGCGAGUUUACGGUUAUCGAGCGUUACGGGUUAUCUACAUAACAUAAUUAUUUUUUACGCGCUUGUCUGCGGGAAUAUGCGUCAACAGCCGUCACUGCUAUCUAUCACCUGUAGACGCUUGGCGGCAAUCCCACGUCACCCGCACGGCGAGUCACGAGACUUGGCAUCUUUCCAAAUCGAUUGGCGGGCGCACCCGCAGCCAAUCAGAGCGCGCGCUCGCCAGACACGCUGGUCACGUGUCGUCUGGCAUGGCGAGUAUAAGAGCAUAUCUGCUAGCGGCGGAUACUCACACAGUCACUCAUUCAGCGAUUUAUCGUACGUUCUUAUAUGACCUCGUCGUCCAACUGAACUCACGCGUUUUUCACCGGCGACAGCUUAUAUUAUAAUACGAUACCUAGUAUAUAAUACAACACGAGCAGCGAUCAUGGCGUUCAUGGUACCAGUGAUGCGGAAGGACUACAACCUGUACGCAGGCAAGUCGAGUCGAAGUAGAACGACGUCGGCAUGCUCGGAGGGGAAAAGCAACGGCGACCUGCGGCGGGAACGAACCGGCACGACGUUGAUGGCCGUCAACGGCCGCGACCAGCGAGCGGCGGUACUUCCUGCACACAUGACGCGACAGAUGAGCCUUCCAUCGACGAUGGGCGUAAAGAUAUCGUCGACGAGACAGAUUACGAUUCCGUCGCAGGCCAACCGACGGCGGACGGUGUCCGAGCGACCGAUGACGGCCAGCGAACGGGUGAUGUUGGAACGGAGGAAACUGACGUCCGAGUGUUGCAGCACGUGUAGUGAGGACAGCCACGAGAGCACCGAUUCACCAGGUAGCAGUCCUCCCGGAUUCUUUUCUAACUCUCUGUCGAAGCUGCGAAAGUCGUUCAGCAAGAGAACGAGAACGACGUCGUCGGACGAGAGGUCGUCGUAGUUGUAGGAAGAAACAAGGAGGGAGAGAGACGCGCUGUGUGCGGCGCGCGUUUCAAGGAACAUUCCAGAAUAGGUUGCGUAAACGUUGCAGCUGUCAGGCGCCGUGGGACAGUCACAGGAGAGAGAGAGAGAGAAAGAAAGAAAGAGAAAGAGAGAGAGCGCGCGCA